UGCAUAUGAACCGAUAAACAAAACAAAAAUUCUGGAAAUUGUUCAAAAACUUAUUAAAAACAACAAACAUAGUGCAGUAACCCAGAUCAGGGACUGCCAAAAUGGUUUAUAUACACUUUCCCACUAAUCUAACUGAGGAGGAGCAGAUGCUUCAGGCUAAAUAUCAGAAGCUCAAGAAGAAGAAAAAGGCACUGCAGGCCCAUAAGGCACCCAAGCCGGAGCCGGAGAGCUCGAUGACACUUAAACGUCCCACGGAUGCGCGCGAUGCACGCGAGGUGGCCCGCAAGCUGAUCAAGAGCGGUGCCAUACCUGCCAUACAAAAGCAGCAAACAAAGCAGGAUCAGACCUCGUUCAAGCGGCCAAAAGGUCAGGAACGUGCCAAGCGCUCCACAUCGGAGACUACUGUGGCCUCCUACCAGCCCUUCUCGUCGACUCAAAACGAUGUGGCCCAGGAGACCAUCAUCAGUGAGAUAAUCAAGGAGGAGCCACGCCGCCAGAACUUGUAUCAGCAUUUUGCCACUGAGCGUGACCGCGAAGAACGCGACAUGGCCGAGAAGGCGGCGGCUAUUGAUACGCCACCGCCGGAGAAGCCACGCGCUGGCAAUACCAUUUUUGUGUCGGGCAACAAAGUCACAGAAGAUUUCCUAAAGAAAACCUUUAACGAUUAUGGCACAAUUGUGAAUGUAUCAAUGGAGAUUGAAAAGAGCCGCGGCUUUGUGUCCUUUGCCAAGCCAGAGUCAGCAGAUCGCGCCAUUGCUGAAAUGCAUGGCAAGAAUGUGACAGGCAUUGUGCUGCAGGUUCAGUUGGCUCGACGCCAGCCGCAGAUCGAACCCAUUAACGAUGCCUCCUCAUCCGCCGUCUGGUCAUCAAUCGCUGCCAGCAAAUCGCAAAAGGGAAGCCACAAAGACCAUCGUGAAAUGGUUAAAUACAACGAUGAUUUCUUGCUCUAAGUGUCGGUAUAAUCUACUAUCUUUAUUCCAUGAAAUAACCAAAACAUAAGCUUUCAUUUAUUUGUAUAUCAUUUUGCUUUAUUGAAAAUACGCUUCUAUAUAUUUAUAUAUAUUUUGCUCUCGGCUCUCCUCUGCUAAGUAUUCGCAUUUCAAAUUAUAACUUUUAAGUGAAUUCAAUGAAAAAGAGUUUUUGUUUUGUUUAUAUAUUAAUUGCUACGCUUUGGUCUAGAUUUAACAACAAUUUGUCCAACAAUUGAAUCUCUUUUCGCGUUCCCCCUCGCUGGUAGAAAAUAAAUAUGUUUAUUUGAUUA
Molecule: messenger RNA, 1261 nt
Organism: Drosophila guanche
Lineage: Eukaryota; Metazoa; Arthropoda; Insecta; Diptera; Drosophilidae
Gene: Nelf-E
Product: negative elongation factor E
Exons: 4
Coding region: 102-950 (282 amino acids)
Biological process (GO): negative regulation of transcription elongation by RNA polymerase II
Cellular component (GO): NELF complex
Molecular function (GO): RNA binding
Source: RefSeq, a predicted model, not a curated record